AUGGCCGCACACGCCGAGCCGGCCGCCGCGGCGCGGCCGUCGCUUUUGCUGAUCGGGAUGCGCGGCGCCGGCAAGACGACGCUCGGCGCCAUCGCGGCCGAGCACAUGGGCGCCGACUUUGUCGACGCCGACGAGCUCUUCGCUGCGCGACACACGACGCCCGCCAAGUUCGUCGCGGCGCACGGCUGGCCGGCGUUCCGUGCCGCCGAGACGGAGCUGCUGAAGGAGCUGAUCGGCACAUGCCCGCCGCCCGAGGCCCGCGACGGCCGGCCACAGGUGAUCAGUCUCGGCGGCGGCGUCGUCGAGGAGGAGGCGAACCGCACGCUGCUGCGCGCCUUCUGGCAGGGCGAGGCCGGCACGUUCCGGCGCGGCAGCAAUGCCGUCGUGCACGUCUUUCGCGAGAUGGACAUUGUGCUCAGCGAGGGCGAGCGGGCGGGCACGCGCAGCGCGCCCAAGUGGACCAACGGCCUGGCGCCCGACGUGUGGAAGCGGCGCCGCCCGUGGUUCCGCGACUGCUCCUCGCACGAGUUCGUCAACAUGUCGCUGCCCUUCGACACGACGACGCCCGAGUCGUCGCGCGCCUCGCGCCGCAGCUUCGAGGAGGUCGAGCGUGACUUCGUGCUCUUCUUGCGGCGGCUGCUCGUCGACCGGAGUGCACAACCGGCCCACCAGCCGCUAAACCAGGACCAGCGCUCCUACCUCGUCACGCUGCCCUUUCCUGAUCUCCGGCCGCACGUCGACAUCCUGCCCACGCUCGCCGUCGGCGCAAGUGCCGUCGAGCUGCGUGCCGAUCUGCUCUUCGACCCGGAUCCCGUGCGCGCCUCGAGCUCGGCGCCCGAGGCGUACGAGAACCCGAGUCUGAGUUACAUCUCCGAGCAGAUGGCGCUGCUGCGGCGGCACCUGCCCGACGUGCCCGUCGUCUUUACGCUGCGCACGCCCGAGCAGGGCGGCAAGUAUCCCUUUCCUGCCGAUGCGCCCGCAAAGGCGCUGUUUGCGACGAUGCACCACGCCCUCAAGCUGGGUGCCGAGUACGUCGACGUCGAGCAGGGCCUCGAGUCGGCCUCCAGCCAGGUGCUGAUCAAAGACGCCAAGGAGCGCGGCGCCAACGUCAUUGUCUCGUGGCGCGACACGCGCGCGCCACACGCCGGCGGCUUCGCCUGGGAUGGCGAGCAGGCGUACGCCCACUACUCGCGCGCCGUCGCCGCGGGCGCCGACAUUGUCAAGAUGGUCGGCACGGCCGGCGAGGUGGCCGACAACUUUGCGCUGCGCAUUUUUGCCGCGGCGCGCGAGCGCGAGAGCGCCACGCCGCUCGCAGCAUACAACAUGGGCGAGCGCGGCCGCAUCUCGCGCUUCCUCAACCCGCUCCUCGCCAGCGUCACGCAUCCGCUGGCCAAGGAGCUGACGCGCCGCGGCACCGUCGGCAGCCCGAGCAUGACGUUCAGGGAGACGCAGCAGGCAUUGCACCUCUCGGGCCUGCUCAAGGUGCGCCACUUCUACGUCGGUGCGCUUGCGCCCUUUGUGGCGUGGGCCGAGGAGCUCGGCCUGCCGCACCACUUCCACGUGCUGCCCGACGAGGCGUUCCUGACAGUCGAGGAGCUGCAGCAGGCUACGCUGCGGCACUCGGAGCCGCUCGGCCACGGCCUGUGCAUCCCGCAUGCCCUCAAGAAUCCCGUGCCGCUGUCGCGGCGCAGCAGAGAGGCAGCGGCCAUCGACGCCGUCGACACGGUGCACGCCGUCGCGCGUGGCGAGGCGCUCGAGUGGGUUGGCGCCCACGUCGGCACGACGGCGCUCUGCACGCUCAUCCGGCGCCGCAUGUCGCCCUACACGGCGCUGCAGUCCGGCCUGCGCGCCGUCAUCAUCGCGACGCAGCCCGGCGCCAUCGGCGUGCGUGCGGCGCGCUUUGCGCUCACCGAGGCGGGCAUGCGCACCGUCGAGGUGCUGCAGCCGGGCCAGCGCGCGGCCGAGGGCGGCGCCACCGUGGUGGUGAGCGUGCUGGACGACUCGGCGGCAUCGCUGGAUGCUGCGUGGUGCGAGGAGCUGCUGACGUCGCCGUACGGAGGCGUUGUGGUGGAGUACCGUACGCAGGCCGCAGAGCUGCUCGAUGCUGCCCAGCACACCGCCGAGCAUGUCUGGACGACCGUCUCCGCACGCGAGCUGGCCGAGCAGGGCGCCCGUGAGCGCUUCUUCCUCUUCACGGGCCGACGGGCGCCGCCGCUGCGGCCAGCGCACCUGCAAUAG
Molecule: messenger RNA, 2238 nt
Organism: Tilletiopsis washingtonensis
Lineage: Eukaryota; Fungi; Basidiomycota; Exobasidiomycetes; Entylomatales
Product: aldolase
Exons: 6
Coding region: 1-2238 (745 amino acids)
Biological process (GO): chorismate biosynthetic process
Molecular function (GO): 3-phosphoshikimate 1-carboxyvinyltransferase activity; 3-dehydroquinate dehydratase activity
Source: RefSeq, a predicted model, not a curated record